UCAAAAUCCGAAACACGUGGCUUCAUUGGCCCAACACUACCCACCAAUACCACCUUGUGAGGACGAUGAUACCAUCGUAACAUUUUGAAGCCAAAAGUAAAUGGAAAAAUCAAAUAAAAAUCACUCUUCUCACGGCUCACAGACUACCAUGACGACAUUCUGUCUUCACAUUUUACUUUCUGGUUAAAAAGUACAAUUUGUAUACAUUUUUUCUUUUUGCUUUUGAUAAAGUAGUGAAAAGAGAUGUAGUCACCAUGAUCAUGACACUUGACUAGCAAUUACAAGGGUUAGAAAUAAUUCACAACGUAUCUCCUUUAAGACCAAACGUAGAAGAAAACAGUAUGCUAGUUAUGUUAGGUCAAUCAAACUCCAAACUCAAUAACCAUGCCUCUUUCUUAGUAUAUAUAUCUUUGAAUUGUCACUGUAGUUUUAUUAUUGUAUAUCAAGAACAUAUAAACAGAUAAUGAUUAGAAGAUAUCGAAAGGGCGUCUAAUAUCAACCAUCCAUAAACUACAACCUAAGAUGCUUAAGGAACUUCUUGUACUAACCAAUGAAAAAUUCUUCAGUCGUCUUGUCCCAUAAAUAACAAAAGCUUAAAAUACCAAAAGAGCAAUACUUUCUUUUGUUCGUUCCAUUUAUAUGAUUAGUCUUUGUUAAUAAGUUAAAGUUAUACAAUAAUUCAGAGUACUAAGAGUUUUUUUUUGUGCGUGACAACGAAGUUAGUAUGUAAUGUAUAGUGGUCAACUCUACGUAAGUUUAUAUUCUGCUAUUAUCAUUUACAGACCACUCGCUAAUAAAGUUAAAGGUUCUCUCGCUUUCUCAUUAUAAAAAGCUUCCCCUACUUCUCCAUAACACUCCACACUUUACUUUCUUACACAACACAAGAACCAGAAAAUAUCUAAACUAAACUCAUGUCUGAAUACAGUUUCUGUUUCUCCACAAACAUGUUGAGAGUUUAUGUAGUAUUAAUGAUAUGUAUGCAUGUAUGUUGUGCGUCUAGUGAUUGUACAAGUCACGAUGAACACGACGUUGUGUCACAAGAGGAAGCAGAGAGAGCAACAACGCUGAAGCUCGGUUCUAUCGCUUUGCUUCUUGUAGCAGGAGGAGUAGGCGUGAGUCUACCGUUGAUAGGGAAAAAGAUCCCGGCGUUACAGCCGGAGAACGAUAUCUUCUUCUUGGUGAAAGCCUUCGCCGCAGGAGUGAUCCUAUGUACAGGGUUCGUCCAUAUACUACCAGACGCGUUCGAGAGACUAAGCUCGCCUUGUCUUGAGACCACUGCAGCUGGCAAGUUCCCGUUUGCUGGCUUUGUCGCGAUGCUGUCAGCGAUGGGGACGCUUAUGAUCGAUACGUUCGCGACGGCGUAUUACAAGAGGCAGCAUAGUAUGGGGAACAAGCAAGUGAGCGUGGUUGAGGAUGAAGAGCAUGCGGGUCACGUUCAUGUCCAUACUCAUGCGAGUCAUGGACACUCGCAUGGGUCGACGGAGUUGAUCAGGAGAAGGAUUGUUUCUCAGGUUCUUGAGAUUGGGAUAGUAGUGCAUUCGGUUAUAAUAGGGAUAUCUCUUGGAGCUUCACAGAGUAUAGACACUAUAAAGCCACUCAUGGCUGCACUUUCUUUCCAUCAGUUCUUCGAAGGUCUUGGCCUCGGUGGCUGCAUCUCUCUCGCGGAGUUACAGUCCAAAUCAACGGUGAUAAUGGCUGCAUUUUUCUCAGUGACGGCGCCUCUGGGGAUAGGGAUAGGUAUGGGGAUGUCUAGUGGUUUAGGCUAUGGGAGGGAGAGUAAAGAGGCAAUCAUGGUGGAAGGAAUGCUGAACGCUGCAUCAGCUGGGAUACUCAUUUACAUGUCACUCGUUGAUCUUCUUGCUCCUGACUUUGUUAACCCAAGAUUGCAAUCUAAUCUCUGGCUUCACUUGGCUGCUUUUCUCUCCCUCCUCCUCGGCGCUGCUUCCAUGUCUCUCUUAGCCAUUUGGGCGUGAUGCAUCGACUCCAUAGCUAUUAGCAAAACAAACAAGCACAAAAUGCUGCUCUUUUUUUUCUUGAAUCUGUAAUCUUGGAAUCAAUACUAUUCUGUUUUGAACUCAA
This is a messenger RNA of Brassica rapa (field mustard), 2079 nucleotides long. Its product is annotated as zinc transporter 1. Gene Ontology annotation, biological process: zinc ion transmembrane transport. The record is from RefSeq and is a predicted model, not a curated record. Gene Ontology annotation, cellular component: plasma membrane. Gene Ontology annotation, molecular function: zinc ion transmembrane transporter activity. NCBI's taxonomy places the organism in Eukaryota, Viridiplantae, Streptophyta, Magnoliopsida, Brassicales, Brassicaceae.